This is a messenger RNA of Pelobates fuscus (common spadefoot toad), 2777 nucleotides long. Its product is annotated as blastomere cadherin-like. Gene Ontology annotation, cellular component: catenin complex; cytoplasm; plasma membrane. Lineage: Eukaryota; Metazoa; Chordata; Amphibia; Anura; Pelobatidae. The transcript has 16 exons. The coding region runs from base 34 to 2646 and encodes 870 amino acids. Gene Ontology annotation, biological process: adherens junction organization; cell-cell adhesion mediated by cadherin; multicellular organism development. The record is from RefSeq and is a predicted model, not a curated record. Gene Ontology annotation, molecular function: cadherin binding; calcium ion binding.
GCGGAGCGAGCAGUGAUUGCUGAGAGGCUGAGAAUGGGGGGCAGCGGGUGGCUCUGUGCCCUGCUCUGUGCCCUACAGGUUGUGUGCUCCCUGAGUUCUGAUGCUCCUGGAUGUGUCCCUGGCUUUUCCUCUGGUGACUACACAUUCCAUGUUAACCGCCGGGAGCUGGAGCGGGGCAGGAAGGUGGGCAGAGUAAGUUUCACAGACUGCACGGUGUGGAAAAACGGUGUGUUUGACGUGGGAGAUUCCAGGUUUCACGUACGGAAUGACGGCACAGUCUUGGUGAAACGCCACGUCAAACUGCAUGCCAAAGAUGUGAAGUUUCUAAUCAGCACCUGGGAUGUCCUUGGAAAGAAAUCUACUGCCACAGUCACUGUGGUGAGCAGGCGCAAUGCCAAGGAUUCUCCACCGCCCCCAGUGUUAACCUUUCCAGAGAAACGUCGUGGACUUCAGAGAAGAAAGAGGGACUGGGUUAUUCCUCCCAUCAAAGUGUCGGAGAAUGAGCGCGGUCCAUUUCCUAAACGCCUGGUGCAGAUUAAAUCCAACAAGGAACGGGAAACAAAAGUGUUUUACAGCAUUACAGGUCAAGGAGCAGACUCCCAUCCUGAAGGAGUAUUCGGCAUAGAGCGAGAUACUGGUUGGAUGAUUGUUACCCGUCCUCUGGAUCGCGAGGAGUACAGUAAAUAUGUUCUACUGUCUCACGCAGUGUCUGCCAAUGGCAUGUCUGUGGAGGAACCUAUGGACAUCAUUAUUUCUGUGAUUGACCAGAAUGAUAACCGCCCCAAGUUUACCCAGCCUGUGUUUAGAGGAGAAGUUAAGGAAGGUGUUCUGCCAGGUACUCCUGUGAUGAAUGUAUCUGCCACAGAUGAUGACGAUGCUGAAGAAACCGAUAAUGCUGUUCUUGCUUAUUCACUUUUGACCCAAGUGCCUGAGGAACCAGCAGCAGGACUAUUUACCAUCAACAGUGUGACUGGGCUGAUCAGUGUGAUUGGAGCUGGGCUGGACAGAGAGAGAGUUCUGGAGUACACCCUGACGGUGCAAGCUGCAGACAUGAAUGGAACCGGGUUAACAACCACUGCAACAGUCAUUAUAUCUAUACUGGAUGCCAAUGAUAACGCACCCGUGUUCGACCCCAAAACUUACACUGUGACGGUUCCGGAGAAUGAAGUUGGCUUUGAAGUUCAGAGGCUAUCUGUUACAGACCUUGACCAGCAUGGAACGCCGGCUUGGCUUGCUGUGUACAACAUUAAAGGCCCCGAUGCUGGAUUGUUCUCGAUUACUACAGACCCAGAAACAAAUGAUGGCAUAUUAAUAACUGCUAAGGGUCUGGAUUUUGAGCUGAAGAAGCAAUAUGUGCUGCAGAUAUCCGUGGAGAAUGAAGUCCCCUUUACUGUCCUCCUGCCAACCUCCACCGCUACUGUGACUGUGAAUAUAGUGGAUGUUAAUGAAGCUCCCUACUUCGAUCCCAUCAUUAACAGAGUAUCUGUGCCUGAGGAUCUGCCACUUGGACAGAAGGUUGCCUCCCUUUUGGCCCAGGACCCAGACAAGCAGCAGAUCCAAAAACUAAGUUUCAGCAUAGGCAAUGACCCAGCUGGCUGGCUAUCUGUCAAUCCAAACACUGGCAUUGUUACUGGAAACGGCAACCUUGAUAGAGAAUCCGGAUAUGUGAAGAAUAACACCUACACCAUUAUUGUACUGGUGACGGAUGAUGGAGUUCCGUCUGGAACUGGAACUGGAACGCUCAUUAUUCAUGUCGAGGAUGUAAACGAUAAUGGUCCUGUCCCCAGUCCUCGCACCUUUUCAAUGUGUACUAGGGAUCCAGAACCUCAGAGUCUGGUGAUCACGGAUGCGGACAUACCACCGAACACCUUUCCCUUCUCUGUGGAGCUUCUCUAUGGCUCAGAGUCCAUGUGGGUGGCCGAAGCCAUCGAUGAAGGAAAAAACGUGAUUCUGAAACCUGCUGAGGACAUCAAACAUGGAGAAUACAACAUCUACGUAAGGCUUUCUGAUGCCAAGAACCGGCAGCAGCUCACGGUAGUAAAUGCCACAGUAUGUGACUGCAAGGGCAGCAUGGUUCACUGUGCUGCUUACGACGUGGCUGGAUUUGACCUUCCCAUCAUAUUGAUCAUCCUUGGCUCCAUCCUGGCACUGCUAAUCCUUGUAUUGCUACUCCUGCUGUUCUUGAAGAGGAGGAAGAUCGUGAAGGAGCCCUUACUGCUGCCGGAGGACGAUACACGGGACAAUAUCUUGAAUUACAGCGAGGAGGCUGGUGAAGAGGACCAGGACUACGACUUGGCACAGCUGCACAGAGGACUGGAUGCCCGCCCCGAUGUCAUGAGGAAUGAUGUGGUCCCUACGUUAAUGCCUGCUCCCCAGUAUAGGGCUCGACCUUCAGAUCCUCAGGAAAUUGGAAACUUUAUCAAUGAAAACCUCCAUGCAGCAGAUAAUGACCCCACUGCUCCACCCUAUGACUCCCUGCUGGUGUUUGACUAUGAAGGCAGCGGCUCUGAGGCUGCAUCGCUCAGCUCCCUGAAUUCCUCCAGCUCAGACGGAGACCACGAUUACAACUGUCUCACUGACUGGGGACCUCGUUUCAAGAAGCUUGCAGACAUGUAUGGUGAUGACGAUGAUGAUGAUGAUUACUAGGUUAUUGGGGUUUUUCUUCCACACCUUCAGUCCAUGACCUGUCAUUUUAAGGGGGUUUUGGGCACUAUUAAAAUUCUCUGGCCAAUUUGCAUUCUGGUGGGGCCUACAGGAGACAUUUUAUAUGGACUUCU